GUUCCUCUCUCUGUCUUGUGACCUCGUCCAACGCGUAUCUCGUUCCACGUAUCUUCCUUCAAGCUUUGUCUUGUUACCUUAAUCAAAGUAACUCAAGUAUCCUCUGCUUUAUCAAUCAAGAUGAAGUUCAAUCUUCUCUACAUCGUGGCCCUGUUCGUCACCUUCGUGGCGUCCGCCGCUGUGUCCGGCCUUGGUGAUGAUGAGUUCUUGCUGAGCAACAAAGAUAUGUCUGGCUUCGAUGACUUUACUCUGGCUGACCUUCCUGUCGCCACUGGUGAUGAAGGCACCUCUGCCUCUGACAUUGAGGACACUUCUGCCUCUGAACUUGAGGACACCUCUGCUUAUGACCUUGAGGGUACCUCUGCUUAUGACCUUGAGGAAAACGAUCUGUUUGCCCGUCAGGCUAGAUGCCAUCGUCGCUGCGGUCAGGACUCUGACUGCUGCCCCAGAUGGGUUUGCGUCCUGCACGUGUGCAUGGGACCCAAUCACUGAAGUGGCUUGC
Molecule: messenger RNA, 502 nt
Organism: Aspergillus heteromorphus CBS 117.55
Lineage: Eukaryota; Fungi; Ascomycota; Eurotiomycetes; Eurotiales; Aspergillaceae
Exons: 3
Coding region: 121-492 (123 amino acids)
Source: RefSeq, a predicted model, not a curated record